UAAAACUUGAUUCUAUUUUUUGUACACAGUAGCUAGCUACCGCGUGCAACCUAUGCGAUACAUCUCUUAUUGAAUUGCUGUUAUUUUUUAACAUUCCCGUAGUUGUAGCUGUUAUUUAAAGAUGAAUACGGUUCUGUCGAGAGCUAACUCUUUGUUCGCCUUCUCUCUGAGCGUCAUGGCGGCCUUAACUUUCGGCUGUUUCAUCACGACAGCCUUCAAAGACAGAAGAGUUCCUGUGGACAUCCACGUCUCGAAAGUCAUGCUGAAGAACGUUGAUGACUUCACAGGACCCAGAGAGCGCAGUGAUCUGGGUUUCAUCACCUUUGACCUCUCAGCUGAUCUGCAGCCAAUUUUUGACUGGAACGUUAAACAGCUGUUUCUCUAUCUGUCUGCUGAGUACGCCACAAAGAGCAAUUCUCUGAACCAAGUGGUGCUGUGGGAUAAGAUCGUCCUUCGAGGUGAAAACACCAAACUGAACCUCAGAGACAUGAAGUCCAAAUACUUCUUCUUUGAUGACGGGAACGGACUCAGGGCCAAUAAGAACAUCACUCUGACGCUGUCCUGGAACGUGGUUCCCAACGCUGGAAUCCUGCCUCUGGUGGUUGGGAGUGGACACAUCAGCCUCCCUUUCCCAGAUUCAUACGAGACCACCAAGAGCUAUUAGACAGACGGGAACACACACCCAGCCAGUUUCAGCACACACUGUACACACACAUACACACACAGACUGAUGACUCGCACACACUGUACACACACACACUGGCGUUUCUUCGUACAUGUAAACGCGUUUUUGGUUUGUAAUAAAAGUUGAGAUUGGAA
Molecule: messenger RNA, 819 nt
Organism: Siniperca chuatsi (mandarin fish)
Lineage: Eukaryota; Metazoa; Chordata; Actinopteri; Centrarchiformes; Sinipercidae
Gene: spcs3
Product: signal peptidase complex subunit 3
Exons: 5
Coding region: 122-664 (180 amino acids)
Biological process (GO): protein targeting to ER
Cellular component (GO): signal peptidase complex; membrane
Source: RefSeq, a predicted model, not a curated record